Uloborus diversus is the source of this 1476-nucleotide messenger RNA. Its product is annotated as probable nuclear hormone receptor HR3. The record is from RefSeq and is a predicted model, not a curated record. Lineage: Eukaryota; Metazoa; Arthropoda; Arachnida; Araneae; Uloboridae. The transcript has 10 exons. The coding region runs from base 7 to 1476 and encodes 489 amino acids. Gene Ontology annotation, molecular function: RNA polymerase II cis-regulatory region sequence-specific DNA binding; zinc ion binding; nuclear receptor activity. Gene Ontology annotation, cellular component: nucleus. Gene Ontology annotation, biological process: regulation of transcription by RNA polymerase II.
AAGCUGAUGUCUUGGGCAACCAGCUUGGCCAAAGUGGAAGUAGCCCAACCACAAACUUCCGCGGGAUCUAUAAAAGCUCAGAUUGAAAUUAUUCCAUGCAAAGUUUGUGGAGACAAGUCUUCUGGUGUUCAUUAUGGUGUCAUAACAUGUGAAGGUUGUAAGGGUUUUUUCAGGAGAAGCCAAUCGAGUGUAGUAAACUACCAGUGUCCGAGACAGAAGAAUUGCGUAGUUGAUCGUGUCAACAGGAACAGAUGCCAGUACUGUCGUUUGCAAAAAUGCCUUGAUUUGGGAAUGUCCAGAGAUGCUGUGAAGUUUGGCAGAAUGUCGAAAAAGCAGCGUGAAAAAGUUGAAGAUGAGGUGCGUUUCCAUCGAGCCCAACUAGUCCGUCCACAUCAGCAGCAGCAACAGCAGCCAGCGACGCUGCUCACACCUCAAGCAACCGAAACGUCUCCGGAUAGCUCGGUUUUCGAACAGCAGCAGCCGUCCUCUUCGAAUCAACAUGUGCCGUAUCUUAGUAAUGGGUAUAGCUUCAAUAAUGAUAUCACAGCUUACACUCCAAAUGGCUAUGCUUACAGUAAUCAAACGGUUACAUUUGAUCUCUCCAGUACCGAUUUUGCUGACAGUACGACGUUCGAUGCUCACUCCCUCUUAGAUGAUAUUCCUGAUACAAGCAGUCUCUUAUCCGUAGGUUUGCAACAGGAAAGCCUGAUUACUACAGCUAACGCAUCUCAUAUAGAUCUCCUAUCGAAAACAGUUUCUGAAGCUUAUAUCAGAACGUGUUUAUACACUGUCGAGCAGAUACAAGAUAUGAUACGGAGGCCGCAAGAUAUUUCCAGAAUUUUGUAUUAUAAAAAUAUGGCGCAUGAACAUUUGUGGCUGGAAUGUGCACAAAGGUUGACGAGUAUAUUGCAGCAAAUAAUUGAAUUUGCAAAAAUGGUGCCCGGUUUUAUGAAACUGUCUCAGGAUGAUCAAAUAGUGCUUUUAAAAUCAGGUGGUUUUGAGCUAAGUAUAAUCCGAAUGAGCCGGUACUACGAUUUGCCUUCCAGAUCUGUUUUAUUCGGCGAAAGCUUACUUCCCGCUGAAGCUUUCAUUACAUCAGAAACCACGGAAAUGAAAUUGGUUAAUAGCACCUUUGAUUUUGCGCGGAGUCUUGCCGAAAUGAAAAUGACUGAUACAGAGCUUGCAUUGUAUUCUUCUUACAUUCUUCUUUCUCCAGAUCGUCCAGGAUUGAAAGGUCUUACUGACAUACAGAGACUGAACCAAGCUACUCUGAAGGCACUUCGCCAAGAGCUUGACCGUACACACAAAUCGCCAUUCAAGGGUGAUAUAUCUGUUUGUGAGUCCCUACUUGCAAAGAUACCCGUACUUCGAGAAUUGAGUCUUCUUCACAUAGAAGCAUUGAUCAAGCUUCAACGAAUCGCCCCACAUUUAGAUUUUCCAGCUCUGCACAAGGAACUCUUCUCUGGGGACCUAUAA